Molecule: messenger RNA, 2219 nt
Organism: Actinia tenebrosa (Australian red waratah sea anemone)
Lineage: Eukaryota; Metazoa; Cnidaria; Anthozoa; Actiniaria; Actiniidae
Source: RefSeq, a predicted model, not a curated record
CGUACAAUUGCCCUCAAAAAUAGGUCAUGACCGUGUGGAAGAAUGAGUACGAGCUCCAAACAAUGUAAUUGUUUUAAUCGCGACAUGAUUGGUUGAAAUCCCAAAACUUCCGGUUAUAUCUAGYGUGUCUCAAAAUUCAUGAUGGCGGCUAAGUUGGCUAAACGUGAAGAAGGAUUUUAUAAACGACUCCAUUCGUUUUCAACGGCGGACGAAUGGAGCGAAAAACAGUUAAAGGCUAGAAAAAAGCUUAAAACGCAGGGGGUUUAYAAGGUGGAGGAAAUAUUGGCCGUCAGGCAGAAAAAGGAUAGCGAGAGAGAAUUUCUAAUUAAAUGGGACUCGUGGGGUUCCGAGUACAAUUCGUGGGAAAUAGAAUCACACAUAUUAGACAAGUCUGUCAUUGAAACAUUUGAAAAACCAAACCCUGAACCUAAAACUGUGCUAGCCCAUGUCGAGUUGAUAAGAAAUGCAAUUGAUGGUGGCUUGACAGACUCUCUUCAGUCCGAUACCACCAUCAUUUUCAACCAUGCUGUUUUCAGGCACAUUUUUGGUGGAAGGGGGAAAGUCUGUUCAAAAGAGACAUAUGCACUAAGUGCUCAAGACUUUCCAAGGAGAUACUUUCCCCUAGGAUGGGAUAUGACUUAUAGAAGACGUGGGACAGUUCGAAAAAUUACUUAUCCUAUUCAACUUCAUCCUUUCCUUUCACGAUCACGCCAAAUGUACAACAAGGAUGGUUCAAAAAAAGAAAGAAGAUGGAUACAGAAGAUAACAAUAAGUUUUAGAAAACAUAACAUGUAGAUGUUAUAAACUCUGCAGGACAGAGUAAUAAAUAUGUAGUGUUUGUACUCAAUUUCAACAUAAUUUGUUUAUAAAAUGUUCAGUUACUGUUGGGAUUGUUUUGUUAAAAUUGUGUCAAUAAGAAUAUUUCUGCGUGUUCUCUUGUUCAGUCUCUCCCCAGUUAGCUGACACACUACAUCUCUAAGCUGUGAGUUUAGCAUUUUUUUAAAAGAAUCUUCAGUAUGUACUUCUGCAGUUGUGGAAAUGGUUGGAGYUAUAUUCUCUGUUUCAACUUCUGCCAGCACUGGUUGAGAAAUUCUUUUGUAUUUUCCUGCUACUAACAGUUUGCCACCUUGAUCCCAAAWCYUKUUAUCGAGCUUKUGGUAAGGCCUCUUUUGUCUUGUGCUUGUUUGCAGACUUUCUUGUCUCUUAUCAAUAAGCAAAAGGGACUUGCAAGCAUCCCAUCUGUUGAUAGACCUAUGGAAUGCUUUCCUCAUUACAUCAUUUUUUUUCUCUACACCUUAAAUUUAUAAAGAGAUGAUAACUUGGGUUAAACUAGUGUGGGCUGCAUUGUUGUUUCUAUGGAAGCAGGAGUAAUAAAAUAAAAUGUGUACAUCUUUUGCACACAUUACUUUUUGUUAUUUCACACAAAUUUACAGUAUAUAAAAUGUAGAAAUCCAAUAUGAAUAAUUGUAAUUAAAUAAUUUUAAAUAAUUAAUUAUUCAUUUGUUUACCAUACCUUGCCCUGUAAAAAUUUUAAGRCUACAAUACUCCUCAAGUAGUUUYGGCAUGUGGUACACCAUGAUAUGUAUAUAAGGUGUGAUGGGGUUCAUCCAGUUAUAGCCUUCACUUUUCAUGCUAAGGAGAAGCUUGGCCCAUUCAUUUGCCUGACAAUGAAAAUUUUAUAUAAUAUACUGUAAGAUUGCUUGUAGCAAUACAUGUAGGUCUAAUAGAGAUACAACCAUUGAGAAAACUGAUAUACAGUGGUUGACAGUACUUUAAAGUAUURUGGCCAUUUUAAAAAAUGAGAAUAAUAUAACUAAAUAUUCUUUUACCUUUGUGUGAAAGGUAUUGAUGUCUUCUGUAGUGGGAGAUAGGUUAGUCAUCACAUCAUAAAGUGCGGCAAAAUCCUGUAACAAAAUGUGGUAGAUUUAAGCUCAAAAUCAUUAAUAUGGCUAUUUAAUGUAUCCACAUACUUCACACUCAUGUUUUUUAAUAUACAUGCUUUACCUUAUUUUUUCUUAAAAGAAAGACCUAUUACAACUAAAUGAUAAGUACCUUCCAAAGCUUUGUGACUGAUGUUAAUAUUUUUGGGUGCACAAAUGAAGAAAACUUUGAGGGCAGAUUCCUCAACAAUUUCUUUUUGUCAUCACCCAUUAGCGAAGUCCAAUCCAGCUUAUUGUCUUUGUCAUACCAUAUCUAAAGUAAAGUAGCAAUACAUUUUA